This is a messenger RNA of Colossoma macropomum (tambaqui), 4827 nucleotides long. RefSeq names its product tau tubulin kinase 2b (gene ttbk2b). The transcript has 15 exons. Gene Ontology annotation, cellular component: cytoplasm; ciliary transition zone; ciliary basal body. The coding region runs from base 345 to 3155 and encodes 936 amino acids. NCBI's taxonomy places the organism in Eukaryota, Metazoa, Chordata, Actinopteri, Characiformes, Serrasalmidae. Gene Ontology annotation, molecular function: ATP binding; protein serine/threonine kinase activity. Gene Ontology annotation, biological process: signal transduction; cilium assembly; peptidyl-serine phosphorylation. The record is from RefSeq and is a predicted model, not a curated record.
UGCUUAAGGAGGUCUUGUGCUGGUGACGUUGCAGCCUGCUAGCUAACUACAGAGCGGGUACUCGGGGGUGACAACGAUGAGAGGCUACUGAGCAGCAGAGAAUUCGCUCAGUCACAAAAAUCACUGCGUAUUUUUUUAUAUGUUGUUACGGCAUGGAAUUAACAUGCCAUCUACCUCCCCAUGCCAUGUGGAGAGCGUAGAAAUGUGUCCUGAGAGCCGCCUCGGGUUUGGAUUACUGCUGCGGCUGCUGGAGAAGAAGGAGACGGUAACCUGUGAGGGGCCUGCAUCACUGAUGCUGAUGCUGAUCACUUCUGGGCGUGCUCAGUCUGUGCUUGAGCACUAAGAUGAGUGGAGCAGGGGAACAGACUGACAUACUGUCGGUUGGGAACGUGGUCCGGGAACGAUGGAGAGUGAUAAAGAAGAUUGGUGGUGGUGGCUUUGGAGAGAUAUAUGAAGUCCUGGACCAGCUUAGCCAGUACAAUGUGGCACUUAAAGUAGAAUCUGCCCAGCAGCCCAAACAGGUCCUGAAGAUGGAAGUAGCUGUUCUAAAGAGGCUCCAGGGUAAGGACCAUGUUUGCCGCUUUGUUGGUUGUGGACGUAAUGACCGAUUCAACUAUGUGGUGAUGGAACUUCAGGGAAGGAACUUGGCAGACCUUCGACGCACUAUGACCCAUGGUACAUUUUCUGUGUCCACCACACUCAGGCUUGGCCGGCAGAUUCUGGAGGCCAUUGAGAGCAUCCACUCGGUGGGCUUCCUUCAUAGAGACAUAAAACCGUCCAACUUUGCCAUGGGACGCUUGGAGACAACCUGCCGAACCUGCUACAUGCUUGAUUUUGGUUUGGCACGCCAGUUCACAAAUUCCUGUCAAGAAGUCCGUCCACCUCGUCCAGUGGCAGGAUUCAGGGGAACUGUACGUUAUGCCUCGAUCAACGCUCACAAGAACAAGGAGAUGGGUCGGCAUGAUGACUUGUGGUCCCUCUUUUACAUGCUUGUGGAAUUCAUGGUGGGCCAACUACCUUGGAGAAAAGUCAAGGAUAAAGAGCAAGUAGGUAAUUUGAAAGAGACGUAUGACCAUCGCCUCAUGCUUAAGCACCUUCCUGCAGAAUUUAGCAUUUUUCUUGACCACAUCUCGAACCUCGACUACUUCACUAAACCUGACUAUCAGCUCUUGAUGUCCGUAUUUGAGAACAGUAUGAAGAGUUACAAUGUUGUUGAAAAUGACCCCUAUGACUGGGAGAGACCUGGCUCGGAGGAUUCCCUCACAGUUGCAGCUCUUGCAACCACAGCCCAACAGCUGACUCGUCUCACACCAGCAUACAUGGGCAUGGCCAAUGCCUCUGCAAUCCCUGGUGACAUGCAGCGUGAGAAUACAGAGGAUGUCCUUCAGGGCGAGCGGCUCAGUGAAGCGGACAAUUGCCCCCCCAUCCCACCACAGCAUGCUCAGGGAGCUGAUGUAUGGGAGGAGAUGGAGCGCAGUCGAGACCGCAACCGCAAUCAUGUUCAGCCACAGAUCAGAAAGGUGGCUAGUGAAGAGGAGAGGAGUAAAGAGGGCAAUCAAAGCCCCAACAGUGGCUCCAUUCAAGGCUCUCCAAGGCGGGUGCGCUCUGAAACUUUACUCAUCGAUCGUGUGGCUCCGCUGUUGAGGAGGAUACGUCAUAGCCAGAGUAUGGGCCUGGACAAGAGACUGACUCCUGAACCCAAACCCACUAUUGAACGCUUCCUGGAGGCCUACUUAGGAAAGCAGCGACCAGGACUAGUCCAGGACAGAACUGGCUGUCGCAUCGAUCAAGGCUCUUUGGAGGAUGAGGAGGGGGCAGCCAGCAGCGGCUAUGUAGCAGUUAACCUCAGCCCAGUCCCACAGGAAGGGGACUCUCAGGAAUGGGUCCUCGUUGAGCUGGAGGGCGGUAGUGGCUCUGCUGGCUCUAAGCCUGAUGAGGAAGGUUCUGGGGUGUCUCCUCGUUCCUCUAGCCCCCUGGCUCUGCCUCGCACCUGGUCGGACCCCUUGCCCCAGCGGGCCAGCAGCCUUAGUGGCUCUGGGGAACUCCAUGCAGCUCUCUGUCACACUGGCCCUCCGUUUGCCCGUCUGUCCGGCUUAACUGGAUUGCAAGGUCUAACAGGGUUAUCUGGGGUGACUGGACUAAGGAGGCUGCCCACUCUCCAGCCAGCGUCAGUGGUCCACCUUAGCAGAACUCAACUAGAGCAGGUCAGUAAACUCUGUUUGCAAAUGAUAAAAAAAAAAAUGGAAUGUGAAAGUGAUCCUGUGCAGGACACUGCAUCAGUCCCUGCAGAAGAGGAACCCAACCAUAUGCCAACAGGUUCACCGUCCAAAACCUCCUCUCAGCCCCCUGAUCACCUCACCUCUGUCAAGGCAACUGAGAAAGACGUGGAGAGUGACUCAGGAUGUCCAGAUGGUGGUGCUUCCACCACUCCGAACCAGGGCGAGACGACCGGAGACACUGUUGAUGCAGCUCCUGCCUCUCCAGUUCCAGCUUCGCCACGGGAGCUGUCUCCACGGACCAGCCGCAUUCCGGUCCGCGACCCAGACUCCCCUACCAGGAGGAGUUUUCCCGCCCCCCUCUCUCCAUCUCUCUCGCUGUCCUGCGAGCAUUUCCCCUCAGCACUGCUCCGCGACAAGUUCUCCUUCCCCUCUGAGCGAGGUUCUCGUGGCUCCGACUAUCAGGGAGAUGAUCCCCUCUCACUUUCCUCCUCCUCAGGUGCGCUCUCCAGCAGGAGUAAGAUACCGAGGCCCAUAAGCCCCACUCUAGUGCCAGAGCAGCUCUCUUCUCGCUUCAUGCCACGACCCCCACCAGGAAAACCACCUCUCCGCCCUGGAGGGGAGAACAGGCGCAGGCGCUACCGUAUCCGAGCUAGUAGCACUAGUGAUGCAGAUCUCCUGGACAACCUCACUCAGUUGAUGCAAGAACGAGGAGGCAUGGCUGCUUCUCGCUACCAGCGUACCACUUCCUCCAUACAGCGCUCUCUAAGCUCCUCCCCUUCUCGCUUCGAGGGAUGCCACAGCCAAUCACCUAUUAGCAUUUCAGGCUCUCCGCCCCCUCGGAUCAGUGAAGUACGAGCUAAUCGUGUGGUGGGAUACUGUGCCAAAGGGAGAACAGGAAGCCCAGAGAGCAAGCCCACUACAAAGGUAAACAAAUAAAAUGAACAGUGCUGAAAAUGUUUUUGUUGGACCUCGGCUGACUUUACUCAUUUUAAAAGGAUCGUACAGUUCUGAGCAGCUUUUCACUGGGUAAGGAGGAAGGUAUUAUAAAUAGGUAAUGAUGGACCUCAUGUAUUCUUAUUAAGUGAAGAAGUAUGUGGAGCGAAAAAAAGGAAAGAUUGUUUGGCAGAAAGCCUCAAGUGAUGGUUGAGAUUACUUGAAAGCAUGAUGUAUAUGCCAUUUUAAUCAUACCUCUGGCAUUCACAUGCUCCUCUAUACUUCUCCAUUUCUCCUUUCCCUUGGCAUUCUAUCGCUUGCUUUUAAUGUUUCUUAUCUUUAUGCCUUGUAAAUGAAUUGCUCAUGUCUCAUGUAUGGAUUCAGAGAGUCCAUAUAUUUUGUGCCAAUGUUUCUUUCUCUCUCUAACCAUUUCAUUCUUUACAAAUGCUUGUUUACAUAUUACUAAGCCCAAAUCGAUGCCAGAUAUGCAUUUGAAGCCCAAACCUGAUGUAAGUUUAUUUGAUUGUUUAAAAUCUACGGAUUAAAUACAUACUGUAUUUUUUUGAGGGAAUGCAUGCUUCCAAAUAAUGAGCGCUCCAACCUCAGAUUUGGCAUUGGUUUAUUAAUAUGGAUUUUGCCUCAAUCAUCACCAUCAUCAUUAUUAUUAUUUUCAUUUCUCUCUGUUUACCAUUAUUUUUACGCAACCAUAAUUUGUCAUUGAGUGCAAGCUGGUCUUUUAUUUAGCUCUCAUGUCAAACGGUAGCCAUCCAUGCUGUGUAAAAUUGUUGUAUGUAUAGACAUAUACGGUCUAAGCAAGCAUGUGUACAUAUGUACUUCAGGGAAUGUAUGUAUUGUAAACUAUAUCAUCUAUAGAAUGUAUUUAUUUAUUUAUUAGAUGUGUUAACAAUGACGAUGUAGCUCAACUACUUGCUACUGAGUGACUUUGCCGUCACGUUAUUAAGGGUCAGCAACUUUGCAAUUGCCAAGUAUUAUCUAUUCAGUGCUUGCAAUAUCUUCCUGUAAAUACCUGCAUCAUUAUUAACAAACUUCUUGAACUGCUGAAUAGCACUGUGGACCCUUCAAACAAACUGUGCAAGUAACUCUUCUCUCAAAAUGAGAAUUGGAACAAAACACUAUAAGUACUAUAACAAUAUUACUUGAACAAAUCAGUGUAACAUCUAUUUAAUAAUCAAAAAACCCACUUACAUUAAUAUGGUUCUGUAGUGUCUUGCAUUCUUUUAUACUGAAAGCUGAUUGAAAGGUAAAUGACCCCUGCAGAGGUGCAUGUCAAAUGAUUGUAAUUAUUCUGAACAUCAGAUCAUAACUAGAAAAGUCUGAUUGACAGUAGCAUCAUGCUUUCAUACCACCAUAUCUGAGAACUCUGUGUGUACUGUGUAGUUAGACUAGUGGUUUAGUUCUGGUAAGUCUCUUUUGACCUCUGAAGGUACUUAUUUACAUACAUCAGUAGAGACCCACAGUAGUGACAUGGCGUACUAUUUAAGAAAUGUACAGAAUCUAAACUGUAUAUAGAUAUAAAUACAUUAAGGGAAAACUUCAUGCUUCAUGUAAUGUAUUUUGCUAACAAACAUGUUUCAGUUCUUUAAAAAAAGUGUUACUACGUGGGAAUGUAUGUGUAUUCAUAUAAACAUAAUAAAUACUGUGCAAGACAUCAUCA